Volvox carteri f. nagariensis is the source of this 1215-nucleotide messenger RNA. RefSeq lists its product as uncharacterized. The coding region runs from base 1 to 1215 and encodes 404 amino acids. The transcript has a single exon. Gene Ontology annotation, molecular function: ubiquitin-protein transferase activity; protein binding. Gene Ontology annotation, cellular component: nucleus; GID complex; cytoplasm. The record is from RefSeq and is a predicted model, not a curated record. Gene Ontology annotation, biological process: proteasome-mediated ubiquitin-dependent protein catabolic process. Lineage: Eukaryota; Viridiplantae; Chlorophyta; Chlorophyceae; Chlamydomonadales; Volvocaceae.
AUGCGGGACGCGUACGCUGAGCCCACCGAGCCCGCCGUUACCGCCCGAGAAGCCUCCCUGGAGCGCCUCCGCCUGCUACUCUCCCAGCUCCAGGGCGUCAAGCGUAAGCUGGCGGACGUCUCCCGCACGGAGGCUGACGAUUGUGCGCGCUGCAAAGCUCGCUUGGAGCACCUCGCCGCCCUGCGCCCCUACCCCGGCCCUAGUCAGGAUCCCUCCUCAGGCUCCGGCUCCGGCCUCGGCGCUGGCCUUGGACUUAUUUCUUGGACCCGGCAACGCCUGGACAUCCUCCUCGUGGACCACCUUCUACGCAACGGCCACUACGAAACCGCCAACCGACUGGCAACCACCUCCGGCAUCGCAUUGCUUACGGAUGCUCACAUCUUUGAUGGCGCGCGGCGCAUCGUCUCGGCGCUUCGUGACGGCCACGACUGCGGCCCAGCCCUAGAGUGGUGCGCCGCGCACCGCGCUCGGCUGGCCAAGGCCAAGUCUCCCCUGGAGUUUAAGCUCCAUGUGCAGCGUUUCAUCGAGCUCGUGCGCGCCAGCGACCGCACCGCUGCCAUCGCCUACGCGCGAACCUACCUGGCGCCGUGGGGGGGUCAGUACCUGGCGGAGCUUCAGCGGGCCGUUGCGGCCCUGGUGUUCACACCGCAGACGCGCUGCGCCGCCUACCGGGCGCUCUUCGACGAGUCCCAAUGGCGUGUGCUGGCGGAGCUGUUCCUGCGGGACCUCUAUCGUCUGCACUCUCUCACACCCGAGUCGCUGCUCAAUGUGCACCUUCAGGCAGGGCUGUCGGCGCUUAAGACGCCGGCCAGCGGCGAGCCCGGGGGCAGCAGAGAGGACCCGCUGCGGCUCCCCGCCUUUCAGCGGCUGGCGGUGCGGCUGCCGUACGCGAAGCACAUGCACUCCAAGCUGCUGUGCGCGGUCACCAAGGAGCUCAUGAGUGACGCCAACCCACCUGUGGUGCUGCCGAAUGGCAUGGUGUACAGCCAACGCGGCGUGGAGAUGCUCAUGGCGGAGUACCGGGCGGCGCAGGGACAGGGCGGCCGUGCAACGGCGGCGGCGGCAGCGGCGGCAGCAGCAGCAGCCGCCGCCGCCUCGGCGACGCAGGGACAAGGCGGUGGCAGCGGCGGUGGCCCGCUAGGCAGCUCGGGUGUGUGCCCCGCGACGGGACUUGUCUUCCGGCGCGAUGAGCUCAGGCGCGCGUUCAUCGCCUAG